Molecule: messenger RNA, 495 nt
Organism: Ogataea philodendri
Lineage: Eukaryota; Fungi; Ascomycota; Pichiomycetes; Pichiales; Pichiaceae
Exons: 1
Coding region: 1-495 (164 amino acids)
Source: RefSeq, a predicted model, not a curated record
AUGUUCAGGCCUGUUUUCCGCGCUGGCAGAGUCAGAUAUCUCCUGGACGUCUUUCUCGUGCUCGUCGGGAUCUUCUUUUCUGAUCACUCGGAAACGAAUGUACCAGAUAGCUUGGCUCGUGUACAAUCCGAUCUCAAGUGCCAAAACCACGGCAAAUUGGAUCAUUCCCAGCAGAUCGAACGUGCCAACAAGGGUGCCUGCCAUGGAGAAAAUAGCGCCCGCGGAGUCCAUGGCCAGAAACAGGAAAUUUAUCCCCACAACCCGUCCGUUGCGGUGGAGCAGCUCCCAGUACGGAGGAAGCAGGCCGAGCGCAAGAAAAACGGCUGCGAUUAUUCCAAACACCGUGGUGGGCCACCUGACACCGUUGCUGUAGAGAUGUUUGAGAGGAAUGCCGAAUCCGAGCUGCAUUGCCAAAGAUAUGCUCAGAUAGAGAAUACCGUAGAAAAUGACCCGUUUCAGGGGGACGUUGUUCGGAGGAUAGUACAUGCUCUGUAG